AAAAWWAWUUAAAAAAUGUCUCGCUGUUUGAUUGUCAUAUUAGUCACAAUAGUGGCCACAAUAACAACAACACUGGCCAUAUCUGAUACGGCCAAACAUAUACUGGAUCAGGUAAACAAAGCACGUGUAGCCAAUGCAACCAACCUAUGGAAGAUCAACCUUAUGGAUGAGGAUAUAACCGCCAAUGUUACCCGAGUGGUCAACGGUUUCCGCAAUGCUACCCAAAAUUUCCAACAAAACAAGUGUCUUGAGUUGACCGACGAGGAUAUGGGCAAAGGUGUCGGCUAUGAAAACAGUGGUUGUUAUGAGUCGCUAGCGUUGGAUACGAUGAGUCUUAUCAGAAAAUAUAGGGAAGAGUUUUGGAUUGUUGUCAGCGAAUCGGCAUUUAUAGGAUCAGCGUUUGGUAGCACCGGUAUAGUCGCCUAUCAGUUCCAAUUGGGACCAAUGUUUUUGGGUGUAUUCCAGCAACAGGGAUACGGUUCCAAUAAUCAAUUAACUAAGACACCGAUCAUYAACUAAUCAAUAAURUCUUAUAAAUAAAACAACUAUACCUUCAAUYUAUUUGUAUUAAUUA
This is a messenger RNA of Oppia nitens, 574 nucleotides long. RefSeq lists its product as uncharacterized. Lineage: Eukaryota; Metazoa; Arthropoda; Arachnida; Sarcoptiformes; Oppiidae. The record is from RefSeq and is a predicted model, not a curated record. Bases 16 to 519 code for a protein of 167 amino acids. The transcript is spliced from 2 exons.